This is a messenger RNA of Chaetomium globosum CBS 148.51, 1041 nucleotides long. RefSeq lists its product as uncharacterized. The record is from RefSeq and is a predicted model, not a curated record. Lineage: Eukaryota; Fungi; Ascomycota; Sordariomycetes; Sordariales; Chaetomiaceae. Gene Ontology annotation, biological process: tRNA queuosine(34) biosynthetic process; tRNA wobble guanine modification. Gene Ontology annotation, molecular function: S-adenosylmethionine:tRNA ribosyltransferase-isomerase activity. The transcript has 2 exons. Bases 1 to 1041 code for a protein of 346 amino acids.
AUGAGAACCGAGGAGUUUGAUUUCGAAUGGGAUCCCAAGGCCAUGCCCCAGGAUCCCGUUUCACUGCGAGGCAAGAGUCGCGAAAGCGGCAAGAUGCUCGUGCUCGACCGGUCUACUGAGGCCAGCAAGCACACCGUCUUCUCGACCAUCUGUGACUUCUUCCGGCCUGGCGACCUUCUUGUUCUGAACGACAGCUACAUGCUCUCCAAUACGCUGAAGUUCCAUGCCAACGGCACAGACGUUCACGUGACUGUCUACGGCCACGAGCAGGACAACACCGCCAUCGUCAGCAUCGAGCCCGACCAGCCUUGGAUCGCACCUGGCGCUACGAUGACCUCGACCGACGAGCCCGCGUUGAGCUGCCACCUCCUCGAGCCCCAACAGGGCGAAGACGGGCUCUGGCGGGCCCAGUACGAGCCCAUCGAGUUGCUGAUGCCAACUCUGGAGCUGUACGGCCAUCGCCUCGACGAGACAGUGCCGCUAAACCCGGGCCAUUGGAAAAACUCGCGCAAGGACUACCGCGCCGUCUACGCCAAGACUCCCGGGUCCCUGGAGAUCCCGUCGGCCGGACUGCACUUCUCCAAGGCGAUCCUAGACCAGGCCGUCGACAAGGGCGUCGAGAUCGCCUACAUCACGCUGCACGUAGGCGCCACCGAAACACUGGCGAUACGCCACAUCAGCGAGGAGGAGAUUGAGAACCACAAGGUGCGCUCCGAGUACUUUGAGGUCGGCGAGACGGCCGCGGCGCAGAUUAGCAAGGCCCGGGCCGAAGGCCGCCGCGUCAUAGCGGUGGGCACGACCGUCAUGCGCACGCUCGAGACGCUGGCGCAAGGCAAGAACAAGCGGGCGCCGCUGCCGGCGCAGAAGGGCUGGACGGGCCUGUACAUCUACCCGGGCUUCGACUUCCGGGCCGUCGACGUGCUGCUCACCAAUCUGCACCGCCCGCGCUCGAGCCACAUUGUCUUGACGGCUGCUUUUGCCGGGAAGGAUUUUGUCAUGCGCUGCUAUGAUGAGAUUGCUGAGAGGGGUGAUUACGAGUAG